Molecule: messenger RNA, 1089 nt
Organism: Symbiodinium pilosum
Lineage: Eukaryota; Dinophyceae; Suessiales; Symbiodiniaceae
Source: the annotation of a GenBank genome assembly
GUUGCCAAGUCUGAGAGAAGGUCGCAAACAGUUUAUGCGCCCUACUGGUGCUACACGGUGAGUGAGUACGUGAGAAGCAGCAUCGCUGCCUGCAAUGGCGGAGCUGGAAGCUGCAUUUGCAUGGGGCCCUCGAUUUGUGGUGGGUGGGGACCGUUUCCUCCAGGAUCCUGGCAGGCAUAUUCGUAUUCAUGCUGUGGCUGCCACCCCGAAGCUCAGCCGGCUCCAGUGGCUGCUCCAACAGCCACGGCGGCUCCUUUGCCGAGCCCCCCUCUGCAAAAGGCUGCAUCUGAACCCGCUUCAGAUCCUGCACCUCCAUCACCACAGUCGGUGCCCUCAAACAUUUCGGGCGGUGUCAGUGCCAACAACGCAACGGCCAGCGCUGCAAGCGCUUGCGCAGCUCACAAGGCUUGUGCCGAUCUGCGCCUUGAUGGCAGCUGCUGCCCCGCAGCCGACGGGACAUACCUUGGAUGCUGCGACUCUGUUUCGAUGCUGCUGGAAGCUAGCGACGUCAACACGCAUGCCAAGCUGGACAUGCCAAUCCCUGCGUGGUGUGCCGAGCUGGCAUUGCAUGUCAGGGAGAUUAGUGUGCUUUGGAGCUCAGAUACGCGAAUGGCGCUCAGCUUCCUUGCCGGAGCAGCGGAGUGUAGCCGCCCAGCACUUUCAGACUUCCUCAAGCAGACCCUUCCUGCGGGUGCCCCGAACUUCCUCGUGCAGAGGCCAGAAAAAAAAGCCGGAAAACCUGCCAUCAAGUUGCCCAAGCACUCCAACGCAGCAUGGGUUUUCUUUGGCAGGAAUGCUGGAAGCCGUAUCUUGCGCGGUCGUGCAGAGCAUACAGAUGUCAUCCAGCACAGUGGCACCUGGCAUGUGCAGCUCAAGGGAGAGAAGGUGUGGACGCUCAAGCCAACCGAGGAGCUGCGGAUGAAGGUCCCUUCCCUGAAGAGGACAGGCCGUGUUCAAGUGCGUUGUCGACAAGGUGACGUUCUUUGCAUCAACACUCGGUUGUGGUGGCACAGCACACACAUACCGGCCCGCUGCAAGCUCUCCUUGAGCGCCGUGGCCCUAAGCAAAAGUGCAGAAGAAUCGAUGUAA